CAAUGAGGGUGGAGUGGGUGAUAUAGAGAUGCAAGGACGGGGACGGUCUCCGGCACGACUGGUAUAAAAUCUAGUGUCUCCAAGUCGUGUAAAGCAGACAAUCAGUCGACGAAUACGAAGGCACAAACCGGUGGUGAUCACCAUGUCUUACAAAAUUAUCGGUUAUUUCGCCACCUUACUGGCCCUCACCCGCGCCGAGAUCACUGGUCCAGGUGCAGCCGCAGUAGCUGUCUCGCAGCAACCAGCUGCGACGGUUAUCAGAACCGAAAACUACAAUUCACAUCCUCGAUAUAGCUUCGGUUAUAGCGUGGCAGAUGGUCUCACCGGCGACAACAAGGUGCAGGAGGAGACUCGCAACGGCGACGUAGUCGAGGGAAGUUACAGCUUAAUCGAGCCCGAUGGUGCCCGGCGUCUCGUUUCCUACGCGGCCGAUCCCAUCAAUGGUUUUAACGCGGUCGUGCAGCGGGAUCCCAGCUUCACCGCUGCUGCUGCAGCAACAGUGCAUCCCAUCGUUACGCCGGUUGCAAUUGCAGUUCGUCCGCAGGCGACCGUCUCGAGGCAGUUCAACUCAGCUUCCACGCACGUCCUGGCCUCGCAUCCGGGACUGCUGAGUCUGGGAGUGGGCCUGGGAGUUAGAUCGGGAUCCCUUUACGGCACGCAGGCUCUCGUCGCGAACGGCGGUAUCGUGAAAGUUCGCUAAACGCAUGCAUAAUUGCAUCAGACAGCGGCGGUUCUGCUACUUGGCUUCCCUUCCACGAUGCCUCUCGAAACUCUCCUUGCCCGUCCAUGCAUAUCACGAUCCCCUUACGCAUCACUCUUAGCCACAGAUUAUAAUGCGUAAGGAGAUAUUACUAUGUUUAUCAUUUUAAAACCUGAAAUUUUAUAAUAAUACACGUUUUUGUAUAAUAACA
Camponotus floridanus (Florida carpenter ant) is the source of this 911-nucleotide messenger RNA. RefSeq names its product larval cuticle protein A2B. Lineage: Eukaryota; Metazoa; Arthropoda; Insecta; Hymenoptera; Formicidae. Gene Ontology annotation, cellular component: extracellular matrix. The coding region runs from base 143 to 700 and encodes 185 amino acids. The record is from RefSeq and is a predicted model, not a curated record. The transcript has 4 exons.